AACCGGACCAGCAUGGCGGCUCUUUUCGAAACUUUCUAUGAUGUUACGAAAACAAUUUACCGAAAUGUGUUUCUGAAAACAAUUGAGGCCUUAAAUGAUCCCUGCAGCUGCUAAAUCUGUCUUCAUUUUAGUUCGACGAUAGUUUAAAAGUUUAGCGGGAAGUUUCCAGAGGCGGCGAGUCGGGCCGGACGCCGGUAAUUUGCAUAACGUAUCCUAGACCUCAACUUUAUGCAAAUGAGCAGACGCCGACGUGACGCCAAGCGUCUGGAACAGCAGCGCAACGCUAGCGGAAUGCACCGCACAGCUGCCUGCAUAGACAAUGAAUGGGAAGCCUGGAAGUGACUGAUCCUGUGGACGCAUACCAACAGAAAAGCGAGGAGGAAAUGUGAGAGCAUGUCCAGACUGCAGGAGCUGAGGUCGCUGGUCCAGCAGCGCCUGAGUGCGGCUCUGGACGACGUUUUUGGGCUGUUGGAAAGAACGAUAGCGGCGCACGACGAGGAGCUGUCUCAUUUAAAGGAGGAGAACGAGCGGCAGAGGAAGCUACUGAGCGAAGUGCAACUACACACAGCAGAGUUUUCCCAGCAGCUGCUGGUGAGUAAAGAAGAGGAUCCCUCUGAGCAGCAGGAGUGCUGCCCCAGUCUGAACCAGGAGGACCUGUGGACCCAGCUUCAAGGGCUGCAGGAGGCUGAAAGCAAGUUCCCCUUCACUCCUGUCCCUGUGAAGAGUGAAGAUGAUGAAGAGAAAGCUCAGUCCUCACAGCUUUGUCAAAACCAGCCCGAGGAGAACAGAGAGGUGGAGUCUCAAGCCAGCAUCUCCACUGAACAGAUGAAAACAGAAGCUGAUGGAGAGGAACCUGUCAACAAUUCAGAUCCAGCUGCUGAUUUACAAGCAGCUAGUGAUGGCCAGCUCCUCCCUAAACACUCCUCUGAACCUGAGACUGAUGACAGUGAUGACUGGACAGAGACUGGAGAAGCUGAGUCAGGUUUAGCCCCAUUCAGUAAACCCCUUUUCAGUGAGAACACAUCUAAUGUUGCAGAGAAACCAUAUUCCUGCUCAACGAGAAAGAACACAGGAAAGGAAGUACGGCAUGGCUCUGUUUGUGGUAAAGACUUUAAACACAAAAGAAACUUAAAAAAACACACAAUGGUUCACAAGAAAGAGAAACCAUAUAGCUGCUCCGCCUGUGGUAAAAAAUUUACACAGAAAGUAAUCCUGGAAACUCACAGGAGACUCCACACAGGAGAAAAACCCUACAGCUGCCCAUCCUGUAGUAAAACAUUUAGUGAUAAUUAUCAAUUGAGGAGACACAUGAAAAGCCAUGCGCAAGAGAAACCAUAUAACUGCUCAGUCUGUGGUAAAGGUUUUAUACAGAAAACAAAGUUAGAAAAACACAUUAGAGUCCACACAGGAGAAAAACCCUUCAGCUGCUCAUCCUGUAGUAAAAGGUUUAGUGAUAAAACACAGUUGAGAAGACACAUGAGAGUCCACACAGGAGAGAAACCUUUUCCCUGUUCAGUCUGUGGCAAAGGUUUUACAGUGAAAUUUAACUUGAACACACACCUGAGAGUCCACACAGGAGAGAGACCAUAUAACUGCUCAGUCUGUGGAAAAUCUUUUACACAGAAAGCUAGCCUCAACUUGCACAUGAGAAUCCAUACAGGAGAGAGACCAUAUAACUGCUCAGUCUGUGGAAAAGGUUUUACACAGAAAGUAAACUUAAAAACACACAUGAAAGUCCACACAUGAUAGAAACUGUUCAGCUGCAGUGUGUGUGGGAGAACUUUGAGCAGGUGUUUGCAGACGUGUGUGUCAGUGAAAGCAGCAGCAGGUGAAGCAGCAGAGCUGCUGCUUGAGCUGAACUGUUCUGCAGUAACAGGACAACAGACGACAGGCAUCAGGGGGGCAAAUGUAUCAAAGUUGAUAUUUGCACUAAAUGGAUGUGUACACAUAGUUCUGAGUUUCUCUGUACAAAGGUUUUUCGUCAGAUGUAUGACCUGUGUCUCAUUGUGGAUCACUGCAUAGCAGAGAAAUCAAUGUGGAGUUGAGAGUAUGUGACCGCAUGUAUCUGCUGCCCUGCUGCCAUUUUUGCCCUUUAAUGGUCAGAAAAACUCCCACAAUUAAACCCUGUAGUGCCCUGUAAAUUUCCAAGUCAUAGUUUAUAUUAAUGUAGGUUAAAUGUCACAGACAACAGCCAAAUGAAUAGAAAGUGUAACUUCACAAAUUGUGAAAUAGACAGAUAUGUAGAUGAGGUUAUUGUGAUUGUUCACAUCUUCACACCCUCCGGUCUAUACAUCCCUGCCUGUGCUGAAUUAUUACUGUACUGUACAACCCUGUAAUGGACACUGGGGGAUUUAAUUCUGACAUCUUCAAUCAACAUUUAGCCUCUU
Myripristis murdjan (pinecone soldierfish) is the source of this 2387-nucleotide messenger RNA. Its product is annotated as zinc finger protein OZF-like. Lineage: Eukaryota; Metazoa; Chordata; Actinopteri; Holocentriformes; Holocentridae. Gene Ontology annotation, cellular component: PcG protein complex; transcription regulator complex; chromatin. The transcript has 2 exons. The record is from RefSeq and is a predicted model, not a curated record. Gene Ontology annotation, molecular function: DNA-binding transcription factor activity, RNA polymerase II-specific; RNA polymerase II cis-regulatory region sequence-specific DNA binding. The coding region runs from base 394 to 1746 and encodes 450 amino acids. Gene Ontology annotation, biological process: regulation of transcription by RNA polymerase II.